ACAUUGCUCACAUACUAAUUACUAUUAAGUAACAUGAUAUGAACAAUUAAAAAGUUUGAACUAAAUGAUAUGAUAUCUUAAGUCUAGCCGUUCGAUCUCGCUAGUUAAUGAAUGAAUCGAGGUCGAGUCAAUAACAAUAAAAAAUUUAAUUAAAUAAACAAGCCGAACUCGUGCUAUCGACUUAUUUAUUAACGAUUCAAGCUCAAAUUAGAGACUCGACUAAUUUGCAACAUUAGUAAGAGACUGAUUAGCAAGAGUGCUAGAAAGAAAUGUGAUGAAUCGAGAAACCAAAAUGUGUUCCACAAUCCGACAAGAAUUAAAUGGGAAGUUGGACUUGAAACAUUUAAAUGCUUUUAGCCAAUGAAAGAAUGUUUUGACAUGUUCUUUCUACUUUGGAAUUCCAUUCCGGUGUUUCAACGCCAUGUAAUACUCCCUUUUCUUUGUUCUUAUCGAUAUUAAUCUCAAUCAUCUUUAAUUAAAAAAAAAUUUGCUAACUUGAACUAUUUGAUAUUUGGUCACUUAUGAUCCUCUUUCGAAUGCCCAUUAAUUAAAUAUAGUAGUAGCAAUUGAGGGUACCUAGAGCAGCCGUGUAUAUUCUGUUUCUGUGUAUUAGGCAGAAAAUUGUUAACUCACAAUAUCGACAAGUCUGAAAUCAAAGCCAAAGCAGGAAAAAAAAUAGGGUCCCUUUCUCUAGCUCACGAUUCUGCCGCCGUGGGGAAACCAAAUAUCAUAAUAAUUACCAAUCUUCCAAACGAGAUCUUUCCCUCUAAACAAUGCAUUAACGUUUCAACCGUUCAUCAAGAAAUUAAUUACAGAUAACUUCAUCAUCAUCAAAUUUGUCUUUCACCAUAAUUGUUCAAACAACUCCCCUCGUCCCCUCCACCUUUAUACCCUCACUCUCUCUACUUAGAUUUCUCCACAAACCAAACAAAAAGGAGCCCAAAAGUUUCAUCCAUCUUUCCACCUUUCCCCCAUUUCAUCAUCCAUCUUUUCUUCAUGAUCUGGCUCUGAUAUUCCAUCCUUUGUUCUUUCCCCUUCCUCUCAAAACACUACCAAAAGUCAUCUCCUUUUCAAAGUUUCUUUUUUUCUCGCCAUCUUCAUCAUAAUCUGUGGAAGAUGAUGCAGAGAUGCUUCUGCUGCGUCUUCCCAGAAAGCAGACGGCCCGAUGGUAAUAGUAACAUCAGGUUAGUGGGUAGUAGUGGGAAGGAUUACCCUUGGGAUAUAUACACCCUAAAAGAGCUUCUCUACGCCACCAACAGCUUCCACAAUGAUAACAAGAUCGGAGAAGGCGGUUUUGGAAGUGUUUAUUGGGGCAGGACUACCAAAGGCGACGAGAUAGCGGUGAAGCGGCUGAAGGCGAUGACGGCGAAGGCGGAGAUGGAGUUUGCGGUGGAAGUGGAGAUACUAGGGAGGGUGAGGCACAACAACUUGCUGGGGCUAAGAGGGUUUUACGCCGGCGGCGACGAGAGGCUGAUCGUGUACGAUUACAUGCCGAAUCACAGCUUGAUCACCCACCUCCACGGCCCGCUCGCCGCCGAGUGUUUGCUCGAUUGGUCAAGAAGAAUGAGCAUAGCCAUUGGGUCAGCGGAAGGCCUAGCGUACUUGCACCAUGAAGCGAGCCCACACAUAAUUCACAGGGACAUAAAAGCAAGUAACGUCCUCCUCGACAUCGACUUCCAAGCUAAAGUUGCUGACUUUGGUUUUGCCAAGCUCAUCCCCGAUGGAGUAACCCACAUGACCACCCGAGUGAAAGGCACACUCGGCUACCUUGCUCCCGAGUACGCCAUGUGGGGCAAAGUCUCCGACAGCUGCGAUGUUUACAGCUUCGGCAUCCUCCUCCUCGAACUCAUCAGCGCCAAACGCCCUUUAGAGAAACUCCCUGGUGGAGUCAAGCGUGACAUCAUUCAGUGGGUCACUCCUUAUAUUCAGAAGGGUGCCAUCGACCAUAUAGCAGACCCGAGACUUAAGGGCAAGUUCGACCGGUCGCAGCUGAAGCUGGCGGUUAUGGUUGCAAUCCGCUGCACCGAUGCCAACCCAGAGAACCGACCCAUUAUGACCGAGGUGGUGGAGUGGCUCAAGGGAAACUUACCUGGGCAACGACCGAAACAGGUUUCCCACAUGGAAGAUGACAUGGACGAGGAGGAUGAAACCGAUGAUACAAAUGAUACUAUGGAGUCACAGAAGCUUAGGGUUGAACGGUCGUUCCAUCAAAGGAAUCGGGCAGCUAAUUCCAAAGGCAGAUGAAUCGUGUUAUUUUGUCAUGAAUGAUGAAAUAUCAUGAGUAAUUAAUGGUGGCCGGCUUCCUAAGCUUGUGUUUAAUUAGGGGAUUUUCAACUAUGGUUAUAACUGGUUGUUUUCAUUAUUGGAGUUUCUCGGGUCGGGUCCUUUAUGGGUAUUUUGGGUUUUAUGGGUAUUUUCUGUAAAUUAAAGUUCUAGUGGAUGAUUACGAAUUUAUGAUGACGGGGAGAAGAUGACAACGUUUGAAUUUCUUUGAAUUGUGUAUCUUUCAAAUUUUAUUAUUAAACAUUUGUUUUUGUUUAUAAUUUCUAGCCCUAACCUCUCACUAGGAUCUACUCGUCGUUUUGUAAUUGUAGCAACUACUCAGUCUUUAUUAUAUCUAUAUGGUCUUAUGUAUAUUCAUCUUUUUCAUCAUUUUCACCAGUCUUUAUUAUAUUGAGUAUUUUGGUUUGUAGCUGAUACGUGUCUUUAAAUCGUUUGCUUGUUGUAUUUGGGUCACGGAUUUGGUAUCGAAAUCCCAAAUUUGAUGGAUUUAACACAAGCCCAUUGUUUGUUGAUGAGUGUCAAAUCCCGAGGUUCACGAAUUUGGUCUUUAUUUUGGGACCAAAUCCGUGGACCUCACGGACUUGUAAAUUCCACAUAUUUAUUUGGGAUUUGUAAAUCCUUAAUUGUUAGUUGCUUAUGUGACAAAUCCAUCAUUAAUAUAUUAUCAAAUCUAUCAUGCAAACACUAGACUUUCAAAUCCAUAAUACUAUAAAUCCAUCAUGAAUCCCAAGGUUUUUUGCUGCUCAAUACCCUCAUUUUUCAAAUCCAACAAGCAAACGGCCCCUUACAUUUAUUGCCCUCAUUGUUAUGAGAAGAGAAAUGAAAUAAGAGGGAUAGUUUGGUAUUAAAUGAUGGACUUCAAAGUCCAUGAUCAAUUCUCACCUAAAGAGGUGAAACUUUCAGGUCCAUGGAUUUGGAACCUUAAAGUUCGUGGGACCCACGAAUUUGUUACUCAUAAAUACAUGAAACAAACAAUGAAUUUUGUACAAAGUCCAUGAUAGAUAUAGUGUUUUAGUUUUGUAUUUUUAUUCUUUCUAUGCAUUAUUCAAUGCAACAAGUUAGUCAUGUAUACUUAUCGUCUAUAAAGUAUAGUAAUAAUUAAGGUUGUACUUGUACGUUAGGAAGCUUAUUACUACUUGCAAUAAAAUUGUUCUAUCAUUUCACAUAUGUACUAAAAGAUAUUCAUAUACAAGAGCUAAAGUUGAAUAUGUAUAACACAUAAUCUCUCUCUGCCCUUCUCUAUCUUCCCUCCAUGCUCUGAAAAAAUUUCUCGCGUGCUAGGGUUUUCACUACUGGAGUGGCUGAUGACGGCCAGUCCUAGACUGGAUACGUCAAUGGAUCGCUACAGAUUCCAAGAACUAUCGUGGAUGAAGGGGCAAAACGCUGCGCAAAUAGUCUAGUAGGUCAAUUUCUCGCCCGACUUGCUUAUCUUUCAUCAAUUCACUACCGGGCGAAUUGGAUCUUGGGUACAGACGGGGAGAUAACGGUUAGGGGUGUAAGUUUGACCCUUAAAAUUCAUUGAUCCACCCCGACUCUCAAGGUCGGGCUGAGUCAAUUUGUCUAUAGGGCCAGUUUAGGUAGGGCGGGUCAAUUUAGGGUUGGGUCACUUUUUGACCCUAUGACCCUUAGCAUCAUACAAACACGCUGGACCUAUUUGCAAAAUUUGAAAAGUUUAGGUACUAAAUUGUAUAAAUAAAAAAAAAUUUGGGCACCAAAACGUAAUUUUACCAUCAAAUUUUUGGGACUCAUUUGUAAAAAAUAAAAUUCAGGUACUAAAAUGUAAUAAAAUAUAAAUUUGGGU
This is a messenger RNA of Linum trigynum, 4084 nucleotides long. The record is from the annotation of a GenBank genome assembly. NCBI's taxonomy places the organism in Eukaryota, Viridiplantae, Streptophyta, Magnoliopsida, Malpighiales, Linaceae.